Molecule: messenger RNA, 1008 nt
Organism: Eupeodes corollae
Lineage: Eukaryota; Metazoa; Arthropoda; Insecta; Diptera; Syrphidae
Gene: Rrp42
Product: exosome complex component RRP42
Exons: 5
Coding region: 93-983 (296 amino acids)
Biological process (GO): U5 snRNA 3'-end processing; nuclear polyadenylation-dependent mRNA catabolic process; nuclear mRNA surveillance
Cellular component (GO): cytoplasmic exosome (RNase complex); nuclear exosome (RNase complex)
Source: RefSeq, a predicted model, not a curated record
CUCCAAACAUAACCUUAAAAUUUAUUUACAAAAGUUUGUGCCAUAUUUUGAUUUCAACUUUUUAAACUGAUUCCACCGAAUAAAUACAAAACAUGGCUAAUAUUGCUUUAAGCGAAGCUGAAAAAACAUUUAUUCUUCAUGGUGUUGAAGAGGAUUUCCGUUGUGAUGGUCGUUCGAGAUGUGACUAUCGUCCGAUGGAACUUGAAACCGACGUGGUUAGCAAUGCGAGUGGUUCAGCGCGCCUUAGAUUAGCCAAUACAGAUGUCUUGGUUGGCGUUAAAACAGAAAUUGAUGUUCCAUCAUUUCGUACUCCUGACAAAGGAAAAAUUGAAUUUUUUGUUGACUGCUCAGCAAAUGCAACUCCUGAAUUCGAAGGACGUGGUGGAGAAGAUCUGGCACUUGAGUUGGCAUUUACACUUGCCAAUUCCUACGAAUCGUCUCUAGCUUUCGAUCUGAAAUCCCUUUGCAUUCUUCCAGGGCAACAAUGCUGGAAACUUUAUGUUGACAUUUUGAUUUUAGAAUGUGGAGGCAAUCUGUUCGAUGCUGUUUCCUUAGCCGCAAAAGCUGCUCUUAACAAUACAAAAAUACCCCGAGUGACAGCAGCUCUAAUGGAUGCAGGUCAAGCUGAUUUGAUUAUAUCCGACGAUCCUUACGAUUGCACCCGGAUUGACACCGAUUGCGUUCCGAUAGUCGUAACCGUUUGUAAGAUUGGUGAUUCCUGCAUAGUGGAUCCAUCGGCCGAAGAGGAAGAAUGUAGUUCGGCUAGUGUAGUUGUUGGAGUUUCGAGACGUGAUGGAAAAAGUUACAUUUCUAAUAUUCACACAGUUGGUAAUGGUUCUUUACAUAAGGAUACUAUGUUCAAUUGUAUCCAACUUGGUCUUUCUGCUGCUGAAUCUUUAAAUGACGAACUUAUGAAGGCACUUAAAUUGGAGGAGCAAAGAUGUGGCAGUGGAAGGAAAGAAGUUGUCGGUUUUUUAAGAUAAAACAAUAAAAAUGAUUAUUUGAUAA